GGGACCUGGCCGGGAGGAGGCUCGGCCGGGAGAUGCUCUAGGAAGCGGCGGCCAGGACGCGGCUGGCAGCCGGGCUGGACGGAGGGCCCAGCAGGAAGAUGGGCUCCCGUGGAUGGGGACUUGCGCUGGUGUGCUGCCUGCUACUCGCCUUUGCCUGUGGCCCGGCCCUGAGCCUGGUGCCCCGCGUGCAGCAGGAGCAGCCGGAGCAGGAGGGGACCACGGAGCCGCCUCCCCCGCUGGACCACGCUGACAGGGCUGAAGAAGAACAUGACAAAUACGGCCCCAGCCAGGGCGAGCAGCUCCCUGCUUCCCAGUGCUUCCGCUGCUGCGACCCCGCUACCCCCGUGUACCAGGCGGCCCCGGUGCCCCAGAUUAACAUCACCAUCCUGAAAGGCGAGAAGGGUGACCGCGGGGAUCGCGGCCUUCAGGGGAAAUAUGGCAAAACCGGCUCAGCGGGCGCCAGGGGCCACGUUGGACCCAAAGGGCAGAAGGGCUCCAUGGGGGCGCCCGGGGACCGGUGCAAGAACCACUACGCCGCCUUCUCCGUGGGCCGCAAGAAGCCGCUGCACAGCAACGACUACUACCAGACGGUGGUCUUCGACACGGAGUUCGUGAACCUCUACAGCCACUUCAACAUGUUCACGGGCAAGUUCUACUGCUACGUGCCCGGCAUCUACUUCUUCAGCCUCAACGUGCACACCUGGAACCAGAAGGAGACGUACCUGCACGUCAUGAAGAACGGGGAGGAGGUGGUGAUCCUGUACGCCCAGGUGAGCGACCGCAGCAUCAUGCAGAGCCAGAGCCUGAUGCUGGAGCUGCGCGAGCAGGACGAGGUGUGGGUGCGGCUCUUCCGGGGCGAGCGCGAGAACGCCAUCUUCAGCGACGAGUUCGACACCUACAUCACCUUCAGCGGCUACCUGGUCAAGCAUGCCGCCGAGCCCUAGCCGGCGGCCACCCCUGCCGCACCGCCAGAGGCUGCCCCCACCCCGGCCCCCGCGCUGUGCAGACCCCAGGGCCCGGCACCAGCUGGCCCUGUCGCCUCUUCCCCCAUCGCGGCCUCCCUGGCCUCUGCGUCCCCCGCUUCGGCAUCCACCCAGACGCCCUCCACGGGACGGGCAGCCAGAUCUCGCCGCUGCUCCGCAGAGAGCUGACGGCAGAUGAAAUCACCAGGGCGGGGCGCCUGCAAGGACACUCAGGGGCCGCUGGCUCCCCUCUGUGUGCACGUCCUUAAGUGACCCUGCGUGGCAGCAGGGUGUCCCAGAGCAGAGCACCCCUGCCCCUUCCCUGGAAACAAUUAGGCACAUUCUAAAGGUCUCGAAAGGAGCAAAGUAAACCGUGGAGGAAAAAGCA
Lemur catta (Ring-tailed lemur) is the source of this 1350-nucleotide messenger RNA. It is a transcript of the gene C1QTNF1, whose product is annotated as C1q and TNF related 1. The record is from RefSeq and is a predicted model, not a curated record. Gene Ontology annotation, molecular function: protein binding. The transcript is spliced from 4 exons. The coding region runs from base 99 to 944 and encodes 281 amino acids. Lineage: Eukaryota; Metazoa; Chordata; Mammalia; Primates; Lemuridae.